AUGAAUGCGCCUUUCAGUCUAAUCGUUUUGCUAUGGAUAGUCAAACCUCUGUUUUCUGCUACACCCUUUCUGAAUUCGUAUCUUGAUGAAACAAGUCGGCAAUAUUUACAAAAAGUAUUCAACGAUGCUGCUAAUACUAAAAAACUCUCUGCAAUACAUUAUGGUGUGAGUGGUUUGAAAAUUCUCGGAACGCCACUGAAUAUAAAGCAACAACAGAUAAUUUGUGAAAAUAUCCCCAAAUAUAACAUUGAAGGAAUAGAAGAUAUUUACCACUUAUUGAGCAUAGCAACGAAUCUCAAUAAAUGCGAUAUUGGACAAAAUGAAAUAGCAGGUAAAACUGUGAAAGAGGUAUUGGCGAAUACGGGAGCUACUUCCAAAGAUAUAUUUUUCGCAUUAUCUGUUGCCGCCAUGAUAAAACAAAAGCUUGCUAAUAAUGAAGCUAGUAUUAGGCUUGUAGCAGCCUUAAAAACUAACUCAACUCCUCACAGCCUAGCUUAUGGUUUAAAUGCUGCAGCAUUAUUGGAUAUGGAAGCAGCAGCCAGAUUUCUUACUUAUGCAGAUGAUCUUAUUUCACAAGCUGAUGAAAUAGAUGGAAAAUAUCUUCAGUUGGAAAAUGGAUUACCAGUAACUGCUCUUGCAGUUCAUGGAAUAUAUGCUCUCGCAGAUAAGUUGAAGAAAUCACCUAGUAUUAAGAGCGAUGAGGCUAUAAAACUGACAAAUUAUCUCCUUAGCAGAAAGAUGAUUCAAUUGGAUUAUGCCGCUUAUUUACUGACCAUUACUCUGAAAAGGCUGGCAACAAAUAGUUUUCAAGUUCCUGUUGUCUUUUCUCUCGCUUCUAAAAUUGAAGUCACUGACAUCACACAGCCUAUUAAAUUGCGUAUCUGCAAUGUACUUGGCGAAUCUGUUGGACCGCUUUCCAUCACAUUAGAUGUUGCAACCCAUGUCAUCUCUAAAGAGGCAAUUGCUGUAACAAAAUCUUUUACGAAAGUUACAACUGAUAAAACAGGAACACUUUAUCAAGUAUCUUUAGAUGGAGCCAGACGGCGUGGAUUUUAUAAUUUGGCCCUCACAGCUGGUAGCCAGGACAAACGACUGAUUGGUACGAAUGGUGUUUCAAUUGUUGUCAAGCUCCUGGCAAAAAUUCGUAUCGAAGAUAUCUCCAUUGCUGUCUUUGAUCGCGAACUUACAAAACCAACAACUACUUAUUCUGCAAAGGAGGGUACUAAGCUUGGGAAAGUGCUUGAAGCAGACGACCAUACUAAAAUCGAAAUUAAAUUUACUGUACGAGAAGCAAAAUCAAAUGACGCAGUUACUGUGCAUCAAGCUUUCGUAGCCUUUGUCAAUCAAGAAACAGCACAGGAAAUUAUUUAUGUUGCGACUGCUGAUUCUUCAAACACUUAUAUUUUUGAUAUGGCAAUUUUUUAUUUCUUUUUUCUUGAUCUAGAUAAGUCUUGGAAAGAUUUCGAAGGCUUUUCUGGUAAAUAUUUCGUGCGCUUAAUUAUUGGUGAUGCUGCUAUCUCCUAUGCACUGGAUUGGAAUCUAGUUGAUGUGAAUAUGAAACUACCAUCAUUGCCUUCAACUCCUUUCAAAAAAUCUGAACUUGUCAUUUAUGAUCCACUGCCAAUUAUUGAGCAUAUAUUCCGUGAGCCGGAAAAACGGCCAUCUCAGAUCGUAUCUGACGCAUUUAGUGUUGUUUGCCUUUUGCCUCUACUGUGGUUACGCGUUGGAAUUAAUUUUGGAAAUAUGCCUUUGUCGCCGCUUCCAAUGCUAUUUCAUGCUGGUCUUUUCGCCAUUUUUGGUCUGUAUUUUUUAUUUUGGUUGCAUUUAAAUAUGUUUCAAACGUUGAAAUAUCUUUCGGUACUUGGCACUUUUACUUUUAUAACCGGCAAUCGACUCUUGAGGACAAUGGGGCAAAAAGAAAAGUAA
Messenger RNA from Dracunculus medinensis (Guinea worm), 1926 nucleotides. The record is from the annotation of a GenBank genome assembly. Lineage: Eukaryota; Metazoa; Nematoda; Chromadorea; Rhabditida; Dracunculidae.